Molecule: messenger RNA, 3408 nt
Organism: Anolis carolinensis (green anole)
Lineage: Eukaryota; Metazoa; Chordata; Lepidosauria; Squamata; Anolidae
Product: beta-1,3-galactosyltransferase 4
Exons: 2
Coding region: 578-1633 (351 amino acids)
Cellular component (GO): Golgi membrane
Molecular function (GO): N-acetyl-beta-D-glucosaminide beta-(1,3)-galactosyltransferase activity
Source: RefSeq, a predicted model, not a curated record
UGGAGAAGAAUAUAAUGCUUCUAUACCAGGCAAGGGCAAACUUUGCCCAUGUCUGGAGUUAGGAAUUGUAGGAGUUGAAAUCCAAAACAAUUUGACAGAAAACUGGGAGUUGUAGUUUGGCAUGGUACUGGCUCUCUUCUGCAGGGAAGGCUAGGGACUUUGUAAAACUACAGCUCACAUGACAUGGCACUGAAUCUGUUGCAAUUGAGCUGGUGCCAGAAUCCUUUCCGGGAGAUCUCCUCAGUGGAGAUAUCUCUUAAAGGGAUAUCCUCUGGCUCUAAGGAUUCCGUUUAGGAAGGCAAGCCUUGUUUUGGUAUUCCCCUUUAAGCCUGGCUGAAGAAGCAAAACCAAACGGCGGCUCCAGGGCGAGGAGAAGGCCAAGCGCAGGCAGGCAUGGCUCUUCUCUCUUCUCUUCACUCCCUCCCUGCUUCGCGGAAGGCUUCUACUGAGCCGGUGUGGUCCCCGCGGGGGGGGGGGAGGGGGGGGGCGAUCCGAAGACAUCAGAAACAAACGAAAAAAAGGGCACCUCCAUUUCUGGCCAGUUACUGACCAUCCUCCCCUGGAUCUUUAACCCUCGAUGAUGAUUCUGUCAGUCUGGCCAAAACGCUGUUAUCGUCCCCGGCUGCUGUGGGGACUGCUCUCCACCAUGAUGGUUCUCUUGACCCUUCGCUUCCUGAUCAGUGGGGGCCAUGAGGAGCUGCUCUCACAUUCACUGCCUUACUUCAUGCCGGGAGGGGGACACCCCAUCAGCCCCCCACUCCUGCCCUCCUCAGAUGACUUCCUCCUUCUGCCAACACCAAAGGCUUGCUCUCCCAGGGCUCCUUCUCUCCUGGUCCUGGUGGUCAGCACUCCUCACCAUGCAACUCAGCGACAGGCAAUCCGGUCCACAUGGGGAGGGGCCCACUGGGCCGGGAAGUUCAUGGUCCGGACUUUCUUUGCCUUGGGGCUGCCCCGGGAACCCUCGCUUCAGUCAGUGCUAGAACGGGAGGCGGCAGAGCACCACGACCUCGUCCAGGGCCGCUUCUUGGACACCUACGGCAACCUGACACUGAAGACACUGUCCCUCAUGGGUUGGGCAGCCACCCACUGCCCUGGUGCCCUCUUCUUGGUCAAGGUAGAUGAUGAUAUCUUCCUCAACCUGCCCGGCCUGGCUGAGGAACUGGAACACCGCACCACACUGACAUUUACAUACCUAGGCCAGAUCCACUGGCGGGUCUGGCCCAACCGGGACUCCCGCAGCAGGCACUACAUCCCCGCCAGCCUUUAUCCAGCGGGGCACUUUCCUCCCUACUGCGGCGGUGGAGUCUAUGUCCUUUCAGGGGCUGCUGUGCCCGUUUUGUUGGGGGCAUCCCGCCAUGUGCCCCUGGUGCCUGUGGAGGACAUCUUCGUGGGGCUCUGUGCCCAUUGGGCAGGCAUUGUCCCCCAGCAUCUGGCCCGGCUAACUGGCGGGGCCUACUUCCCGCCAGACCGCUGUUGCUACCAGGGGGUUCUCCUCAGCGUACACAAGGUGACCCCUGUUGAGAUGGCAGCUGUCUGGGACUCAACCACCCCCUACAAGGAGACAUGCCAGGUCUGGCAGUGGGCACUGGGGUACUUGAGGUGCAAGGCCCUGGCCUGGAUGGCUGCCUUGUGAGCCAAGUGUCUCUGGACAAAGGGGCAGCCGGCUGAAAGUUCAUGCUAGCUAGAGGUCAAGCUGUGGCCGAGGCUCUGGUCAAGCUGUUGGGCAUCUCUCCAUCUGUCCGUCCAUCUAUCUUGGUCUUUCAGCUCCUGUUGAUUUUUUUUUCUUUUUGGAUUUUAUUAUUUACUAGCUUGGGGACCCAGCAAUGCCCGGGUUAUCUGAAGAAGGCAUUAUUUGUCUUUGAAUGUUAGGUAUUCUCAGUUUGGAGUGGGUGAAUUACAAUUCCCAGAAUCGUGGGUCAAUCCUCCCCAAACCCUGCCAGAAUUCAAAGUUGGCCAUUUUGGGUCUGUAUACCAAGUGUGGUCCAGAUCUGUUGUUGGCUGGUCAUCGCCUGGCUGCAGUGCUCUCUGGAUGGGAGUGAACUACUACAACUCCCAGAUUUCUGGGGCAAGUGUCCCGAAACAUCUGUCAGUAUCCACAGCAGGCAAUGUUAAGUCUGCGUGCCAAGUUUGGUCCAGAUCCGUCAUUGGCUGGGUCAGUGUUCUUUGCAUGCAGGUGAACUACAACUCCCAAAAUCAAGGCCCACUCCCACAAACCUCUGCAGUAUGUUCAGUUGGUCAUGAGGCUUCUCUGUGCAAAGUUUGGUCCCGGUCCAUUGUCAGUGGGGGUCACUGUUUCUCUGGAUGCAGGUGAACUAUAACUUACUUUUGCUCAAACUUGUCCAAUAUGUUCUAUGGUUAUGGGGGCUCUGUGUGCCAAGUUUGGUCCUGGUCCAUCAUCGGAGGGGUUUGGAGUGCUCAUUCAUUGCGGGUAAACUAUAAAUCCCAGUACCUACUAUUCCCAAAUGUCCAGGCCAAUUCUCCUCCAAACCCACCAGUAUUCAAAUCUGGGCAUAUCAGGUAUGCAUGGCAAGUUUGGCCCAGACCCAUCAUUGUUUGGGUUCAUAGUGUUCUGGGUGUAGGUGAACUACAACUCCUCUAAAUUCCCCAGUAGGAGUCACAGUGCUCUGACUUGAUGCAGAGUGAACUACAACUUCCACCAUGUGGAGUCAAUUCCCCAAACUCCUCCAAUAGUGUAGUUGCUGCUCAGUUCUUCUGUGUUUGUUAUGCAGAUAGAUUUGAAAGGGAAGGGCAGUAGACGGAGCCAUGCAAAUUCCACAUCAAUAGAGAACCCUGGGAUGCCUGCCUGUGGUGGAGGACAAUGCAAAAUCUAGGAUUAAAUGGUCCCCAAAUGAAAGUAUUCCUUGGGUGGUGGGCUGUAGUGUUUGGGGAGGACAUUGGCAGGGGUUGAGGGUACAUGUUCAUGGUGCUCACUGUAACCUGCAAUGUCAGUUGAUGGAGUGACUUGGUGGCUCCUCAGCACUGGGAACUGAAGCCUGUUUGUGGAGGCUGGAGGCUGUCAGUCUGAGCAGACAGCCUUGCCACAUACACACAUACAGGUUUUCACUUUUAUUAUGGAUAUAGAAUAUAGAAUAGAAUAUAGAAUAGAAUAUAUAGAUUUCUGAAAAUUAUAGAGAUAACAAUGCACUACAGUACAAACCUUCUCUAAAUCAAUAUAGACAACUAUUUACAGCUUUUGUAAUUGAGUUCCAGGAUCAGUUUGUACUUUGCUUUUCAAUAUAGAUCCUCAAUUUCUCCUUGAAUCCCUCCCCCACCCCAUCCUCUCUUCUUCCUGCCCCCCACCUGGGUCAGUUUAUAUCAAUAUAUCAAUUUAAUCGUCUGGAUGGCUUGGCUCAAAAUUCUGUACAUAUCAUUCUUUCCAUUUUGUCCAUUAAACAAUACUAUUUCCUA